Molecule: messenger RNA, 1272 nt
Organism: Monomorium pharaonis (pharaoh ant)
Lineage: Eukaryota; Metazoa; Arthropoda; Insecta; Hymenoptera; Formicidae
Gene: Noa36
Product: zinc finger protein 330 homolog
Exons: 6
Coding region: 26-982 (318 amino acids)
Cellular component (GO): nucleus
Molecular function (GO): zinc ion binding
Source: RefSeq, a predicted model, not a curated record
GCUGCAUCUAGUCGAUAGAACAAAAAUGCCGAAGAAGAAGACUGGGCAGAGGAAGAAGGCCGAGAAGCAGAAGCUCCGGCAGAAGGAGAUCAGAGCUGCCAAGGAACAGAUUGACUUAGCCAAGUUUCCUUGCAACUCCGUGAUGGAAUGCGACAAAUGUUGUAAGAAGCAAAAGAGUCGUGCCUUCUGUUACUUCUGCCAGAGUGUGCAGCGUUUGCCCAUAUGCGCGCACUGUGGCAAGAUCAAGUGCAUGCUGAAGACAGGUGACUGCGUGGUACGUCAUCCCGGCGUCUUCACCACGGGAUUAGGAAUGGUGGGAGCCAUAUGCGAUCACUGCGAAGCAUGGGUAUGCCACGGAAGACGUUGCCUCACCACUCAUGCUUGUAUCUGUCCACUGACAGAUGCUGUUUGUCAGGAAUGCGAGAGAGGUGUUUGGGAUCAUGGUGGAAGGAUAUUUAAAUGCUCAUUUUGUGCUUGCUUCUUAUGCGAAGAUGAUCAAUUUGAGCAUCAAGCGUCGUGCCAAGUAUUGGAGGCAGAAAGUUUUAAAUGUCAAUCAUGUAAUCGUUUGGGACAGUAUUCUUGUCUUAGGUGUAAGACAUGCUAUUGUGAGGAUCAUGUUCGUAGAAAAGGUUUUAAAUACGAGAAGAAUAAGGCUAUUCCUUGUCCAAAAUGCAGCUAUGAGACAUCACAAACAAAGGAUCUAAGCAUGUCUACGAGAAGUCACAAGUUUGGUAGACAGAACCAAGGUGGUCCAUCCGAAUCUGACGAUGAAAACAGUUAUGAAAAUCAAGAGUCUUGUUAUGGAACUACUAGUUAUGCUAAUGAUAAUGAAGAUGAAGAUGAUGACUACGACGAUGAUGAUGAGGAUGACGAUAUAGAUGAUGAUGACGACGAUGAUGAUGAUGAUGAAUCGUCAAGUACAGAUGAAGAAAAGAAAGAGACUAAAAUACAAGAAACUCCAGAUAAUAAAAAUAAAGCUUAACACUUAUUCAAAGAUAUGCAAAGCAAGAAUUAAAAAUAAAAUAUCGAUUAUUAAAAUGUUGAAUUACGCACAAGGAAGAAAUUUGAGAAUUCUUAAAGAUUAAUUUAAAUAAUUUUGUAAAAUACAGAUCAAAUUUAUAAUCCUUAAGUAUUCAUAUAUCUAAUGUGUAUAAUAUUUAAAUUUGAUAUCCUAUUUAAAACAAAUGUAUACGAGGAAUACAGCAAAUUUAAUACCGAGCAAAAUAUAUAGAUAUACUGUUAAAUAUAAUAAAGAAAUCAUGAAGAAAUAAA